Messenger RNA from Diceros bicornis minor, 3781 nucleotides. It is a transcript of the gene PLOD2, whose product is annotated as procollagen-lysine,2-oxoglutarate 5-dioxygenase 2. Gene Ontology annotation, biological process: peptidyl-lysine hydroxylation. Gene Ontology annotation, molecular function: iron ion binding; L-ascorbic acid binding; procollagen-lysine 5-dioxygenase activity. The record is from RefSeq and is a predicted model, not a curated record. Lineage: Eukaryota; Metazoa; Chordata; Mammalia; Perissodactyla; Rhinocerotidae. Bases 258 to 2561 code for a protein of 767 amino acids. Gene Ontology annotation, cellular component: endoplasmic reticulum. The transcript is spliced from 20 exons.
AAUAGCCGGGGCGCGGCCCGCCCCGUCGCCUCCCCCUCGGGGAGCCUAUAAAUCGCCCGCGGCGCCGGGGGCGCCUGCCCCUCUGCGCCUCCGCGAGGCCGCACUCCCGCUGCCGUCCGCGGGCCCCCUGCGCGCUCUCGGCCGCCCGCUCCCCGCAGUCGCCGGCCGGGCGGACCCGGGUCCCCGCGCUCUCGCGAGAAGUGCGCCGCGCGGGGCGGUGGGGAGCGGAGUCCGCGCGGGCCCUCGAGGGGCCGAAGAUGGGGUGGUGCGUGGGGAGCCCGCAGCUCCUGCUGCUGGCGCUCGUCCUCCUGCCCUGGAGCCCCUGCCUGGGGGCAGACGCGGAGAAGGCCCCCGGCAUCCCCACAGGUAAAUUAUUAGUCAUAACUGUAGCAACAAAAGAAACUGAUGGAUUCCAUCGAUUUAUGCAGUCAGCCAAAUACUUCAAUUAUACUGUGAAGGUCCUUGGUCAAGGAGAACAGUGGAAAGGUGGGGACGGAAUUAAUAGUAUUGGAGGGGGCCAAAAAGUGAGAUUAAUGAAAGAAGUCAUGGAACAUUAUGCCGAUCAAGAGGAUCUGGUUGUCUUGUUUACUGAAUGCUUUGAUGUCAUAUUUGCUGGUGGUCCAGAAGAAGUUCUAAAAAAGUUCCAAAAGUCAAACCAUAAAGUGGUCUUUGCAGCAGAUGGAAUUCUGUGGCCAGAUAAAAAACUGACAGACAAGUAUCCCAUCGUGCAUAUUGGGAAACGCUACCUGAAUUCGGGAGGAUUUAUUGGUUAUGCUCCGUAUAUCAACCGUAUAGUUCAACAGUGGAAUCUCCAGGAUAAUGAUGAUGAUCAGCUGUUUUACACUAAAAUUUACAUUAAUCCACUGAAGAGGGAAGCUAUUAACAUCACAUUGGAUCACAAAUGCAAAAUUUUCCAGACCUUAAAUGGAGCUGUAGGUAUGCUUCCUGAAUACCAGAUUGCUGAUGAAGUUGUCUUGAAAUUUGAAAAUGGUAAAGCCAGAGCCAAGAAUGUAUUUUAUGAAACAUUACCAGUGGUGAUUAAUGGAAAUGGACCCACCAAGAUUCUCCUAAAUUAUUUUGGAAACUAUGUACCUAAUGCAUGGACACAGGAUAAUGGCUGCACUCUUUGUGAACUGGAUACAAUUGACUUAUCUACAGUAAAUGUCCAUCCAAAUGUAACAAUAGGUGUUUUUAUUGAGCAACCAACUCCUUUCCUACCUCGAUUUCUGAACCGAUUGUUGACACUGGAUUACCCAAAAGAAGCACUUAAACUCUUUCUUCAUAACAAAGAAGUUUAUCAUGAAAAGGACAUCAAGAUAUUUUUUGAUAAAGCUAAACAUGAAAUCAGUACUAUAAAAAUAGUAGGACCAGAAGAAGAUCUGAGUCAAGCUGACGCCAGAAAUAUGGGAAUGGAUUUUUGCCGUCAGGAUAAAAACUGUGAUUAUUACUUCAGUGUGGACGCAGAUGUUGUUCUGACAAAUCCAAGGACUUUAAAAAUUUUGAUUGAACAAAACAGAAAGAUCAUUGCUCCUCUUGUGACGCGUCAUGGAAAACUGUGGUCCAACUUCUGGGGAGCAUUGAGUCCUGAUGGCUACUAUGCUCGAUCUGAAGAUUAUGUGGACAUUGUUCAAGGGAAUAGAGUAGGAAUAUGGAAUGUCCCAUACAUGGCUAAUGUGUACUUAAUUAAAGGAAAGACACUCCGAUCAGAGAUGAAUGAAAGGAACUAUUUUGUUCGUGACAAAUUGGAUCCUGAUAUGGCUCUUUGCCGAAAUGCUAGAGAAAUGACUUUACAAAGGGAAAAAGACUCCCCUACUCCGGAAACAUUCCAAAUGCUCAGCCCCCCAAAGGGUGUGUUUAUGUACAUUUCUAAUAGACACGAAUUUGGAAGACUAUUAUCAACUGCUAAUUACAAUACUUCCCAUUAUAACAAUGACCUCUGGCAGAUUUUUGAAAAUCCCGUGGACUGGAAGGAAAAGUAUAUAAACCGUGAUUAUUCAAAGAUUUUCACUGAAAAUAUGGUUGAACAGCCUUGUCCAGAUGUCUUUUGGUUUCCCAUAUUUUCCGAAAAAGCCUGUGAUGAAUUGGUGGAGGAAAUGGAGCAUUAUGGCCAGUGGUCUGGGGGGAAACAUCAUGAUAGCCGUAUAUCUGGUGGUUAUGAAAAUGUCCCAACUGAUGAUAUCCACAUGAAGCAAAUUGAUCUGGAGAACGUAUGGCUUCAUUUUAUCCGGGAGUUUAUUGCGCCGGUUACGCUGAAGGUCUUCGCAGGCUAUUAUACAAAGGGGUUUGCGUUAUUGAAUUUUGUCGUAAAAUACUCCCCUGAAAGACAGCGCUCUCUUCGCCCUCAUCACGAUGCUUCCACGUUUACCAUCAACAUUGCACUCAAUAAUGUGGGAGAAGAUUUUCAGGGAGGUGGAUGCAAAUUUCUAAGGUACAAUUGCUCUAUUGAAUCACCUCGAAAAGGCUGGAGCUUCAUGCAUCCAGGGAGGCUCACGCAUUUGCAUGAAGGACUUCCUGUUAAAAAUGGAACAAGAUACAUCGCAGUGUCCUUUAUAGAUCCCUAAGUUAUUUACUUUUCGUUGAAUUGAAUUUUCUUUUGGAAUGGAUGACUGGCACGAACAUGUCUUUGAAGUUGUGCUUGAGAAGAUGAGAGGAAUAUUUAAAUAACUUCAACAGAACAACUUCACUUUGGGCCAAACAUUUGAAAAACUUUCUACAAAAAAUUGUUUGAUAUUUCUUAAUGUCUGCUCUGAGCCUUAAAACACAGAUUGAAGAAGAAAAGAAAGAAAAAAAAGUAAAAGCCAAUAUUUAUUUCUGUGCCUUAAUGUCUCUGAGAAUAAUGACAGUUUUCUGGAUUUGCGUUUCAGUUGAUAACAUAUUCAGAUACACUUGUACAAGUGACGAAUGAGACUAAUAUUUUCUUAUUAAAAUCCUGGGAAGAAUUUUAUUUAUCAACUUAUAGACAAAAUGGAUAUAAAUGAAAAUUGGCAAUUUUUAAAACGUUGGAAAACUGGGGUUCUAACUGAAUUUGUAUGCAACUAAUUGUGUAAGUACUUUUUUGACCACCUAUGCAGGUACGUUUUGCAGUAGUUAUUCAACGAAUACAAAGAUCAAUAUUACACAAUGUUUUUCCUCAAGAAACUUAGUAUAAAAGAUGACUGAGGCCCAGAUCCAGUUAAAAACAUUUUUCUUUAGAUUGUUAAACAGGUUUUUUUACAUUUGUAUUGGAAAUCAAGCCCUGUGUUGCUUCAGAUUAAUUUUCCAAGGUGGGUUAUGUUUAGUAGAUAUUAGAUUUAGGACAACUUUCAAACCUUUCCAUUUCUUAAAAGUACAUCAAGUAUCGACUUAAGAUCAGCAAGUGUCCUUAAGUCAAGACAGGUUUUUUUUUUUUUAAUUCUAGAAAAUAAUGAGGAAAAACAAAAAUUUCAUUGAGAUUAGUAGUAGCAUUUUAUGAUUUUUUAAAAAACUUUCUUAAGUACUUGAAUUUUAUAUCAGGAAAAUAAAGUUGGUGAACCUUUCUUCUUCCCUUUUUGCCCUUUGUCUUUCCUCUUUAUUGUUUUUUUAUGGAGGUUUCUUUUAUUUUUUGUCUUCCCAGCAUAAUCUCCAUUUUGUCCUUCUUAUUCUUUUUAGUACCGUCCCUUUGCCCCACUUUAAAAAAUUCCCCAACACAAAGAAAUUUGUGACUUGAUUUUUCAUCAUGUCUCUGAGUGAGGUUUAACUAUCCUUAUUGUACCUACUGUUUUUAAUUUAAAGGUUAAACUUGAAUAAAAGGUCUAAGUCAUGG